Molecule: messenger RNA, 2169 nt
Organism: Photinus pyralis (common eastern firefly)
Lineage: Eukaryota; Metazoa; Arthropoda; Insecta; Coleoptera; Lampyridae
Product: serine protease gd-like
Exons: 5
Coding region: 545-2098 (517 amino acids)
Biological process (GO): proteolysis
Molecular function (GO): serine-type endopeptidase activity
Source: RefSeq, a predicted model, not a curated record
AUAUCCGUUUUCCCAUGUAAAAUGCGAGCGAAUUUUGAGAAUCCUGUCUCAUAUAUAUCUAGACACUUCUGGUUUGGGUAAGUUGAUGUCUUAAACCCGUAAACGAGAGAGGGAAAUCAUCUGCGGCGUUUCCCGCUAUUUCCCAUACGUUUCGGUUUCGGUAACUUCCACACUGGCACGUGCGGAAGCGGUCGAUAAAGCACUCGCGAAAAACGACGAUAAUCGUUCAUUGAAAUUCCCAAAACAAAGUUAAAAGGUCACGGCCUAAACUCAACGACGAUUAAUUAUUAAUUAGAUACGCCCACCGAUACAAACAAAAGUGUUCCCUCGAUUUAAAUUGCGAAAUCGAACCGAAACUGAUUAGAAUGAAACGUUUGCGGCCAGGUACGACGUCCGAAUGCGAAAGUGGGAGUGGUGGACGAAGGGAUUUCCCUGAACCAGCUGGAUCCUACUCUUCGAGCGCGCUUUCGUAAUUCCCUGCCUGAAUUCGAAUUCGGACCGAGACAGUGAUCGAACGGGUUUCGCGUCUGUUGUCGAGAGUGAUAUGAAUUUUUUAAAUAGACAUUACCUCCUGCAGAUAUCGACGUACCUAAUUCUAUUCGCUCUGGUGCGCUACGCCAAAUGCCAGCUCCAGAGUCCGUGUCCGAACGUUUUCGAGUAUCGUUACGGCCCCAACAGGAAUCUGUACGGAUACAUCGACGUGCCGGUUCCAAGUGACGAUAGUAACGUUAUACGUUUGGAUGUGCAAUUAUCUGUUGGGAAUCGAGUUGAGGGAGGCAACGGCCUCAUCAAGCUAGCUGAAGAUGAAGUGAACGUCAUUCAGAAUGUGAUACAGAAACGGCGAAUGCAGUACAUCCUUCAUUUUCCCGCGUGGUCUAACGUUCCGCCGAGAGUGACAAGGAUACAGGUCAAUGGAAGGGUGGUCUGUAUCGGGGAUCCAAUAUCGAGGUUCCAGGUGUCAGUUUUAACGACGAUAAAUCUGGUACACACGCUAACGCUGAGCGUCCCGCUGACCGGUAGCAGCGGAGCAGGAAUUCCGAUUUGGCGGCCCGACAACGGCGACCGAGACAUCCCACUACUACCCACCCGCCGUCCGCCGCUUAUUCAGCCGGAAGUAAAUCGGCCGUUUGAUCGUGACGACUUUUGGAACGACGUCCCUCAAAUUCCACCGCCUCGACGUCCACCAACAACUCGCCGUCCUCCACCGAUUCGACCUGCUCCACCAACUCGUAACGAGGAGAGCCCGAGACCGUCUUGGGAGGUCUAUCCUGAAGUUGAAUCCAUAACACCACGACGACCGCCCGCGUCUUCGCAAACGAUCACGUGCGGGGUGCCGUCGAUAACCAACUCGUUGAUCGUGAACGGGCGGAACUACACGAACGGCGCCCAUCCGUGGCUCGGCGCGCUGUUCGUGCAGAACAACGACGGGCUCAAGUUUAUCUGCGGUUCCACAUUGAUCUCUAAAAGACACGUGCUCACUGCCGCCCACUGCAUUCGAACGCGAAGGAAACGGUACCGUCCCGACGAGCUCUGGGUGGUGCUGGGACGGGAGAACAUCAGAAGGUGGUCGAAUGACGGCGCCCAGAUCAUUCAGACCGAAUCUCUGCACAUUCACCCGGACUUCAGGUUUACGACGGCCGACGGAGAUAUCUCCCUGAUCGCGCUCGCGGAGGAGGCGGUCUUCUCGACGUUCGUCAGGCCGGCCUGUCUUUGGAGCGGUAGCGCCGAUCCGCGAUUGCUCAUCGCGAGUACGGGCGUCGUGGUGGGCUGGGGCAAGGACGAACACGGCCAGUUGGUCACGUCUUCUCCGCGACAAGUGAUAUUUCCCGUCGUCAGUGAGGAGGACUGUUUGCGAUCCAAUAACGCGUUUCGAGAGAUCACUUCCAACAGAACAUUUUGCGCAGGCUUCCGUAAUAACUCGGGCCCGUGCAACGGAGACAGCGGCGGCGGUUUCCUAAUGCUCGUAGAGGGUCAGUGGACGUUGCGCGGCAUCGUCUCGAUGUCGCUGAUCACGCCCGACGGCAACUGCGACCUGCGACAGUACGUCGUCUUCACCGACAUCGCCAGAUACCUGCCAUGGUUGUUACCUCUAAUGUAAUUAAAUUAUUUUCUAGUUGUAAAUUCUUGUAGACAAUUAAGAUCAUGUGAAUAUAAACAUUAAUUUAUGCA